CGCAAUCCUUCUGACAGAUAGAUUAGACAGGGAGGUCUGUUUCUGUCGCCUCAUUCAGUAUUGCGAGUCUGGGUAAAGCAAAAAAAAAAAAAAAAAAAAAAAAAAAAAAAAGAAAGCUGUACCGCGGGCGAAGAGAAGAGUCUUCUGAAUUCAGGGGAAAAUCUGCAGCUUCGCUUGGUUUUUCUAAUGAUGCCGCAGUAAAAAGGCCCCAAUUUUUGGGGAACAACCGAUAGCGGGGUUUUCUCGUCGACAGACACCGACACUGUUCCUUGGAAAUGUCUGGGAAGAUAGAGAAACAAGAUUCCCAGCGCUCCCACCUCUCCUCGUUCACCAUGAAGCUGAUGGACAAGUUUCACUCUCCCAAAAUCAAACGGACGCCAUCGAAAAAGGGGAAGCAGCAGCAGCCAGAGCCAACAGUGAAAGCAGCUGAGAAACCAGUGAACAAGAAUGUGAGUCGCUUGGAGGAGCACGAGAAGGAUGUGGUGAGCGCCCUGCGGUAUUUCAAGACCAUCGUGGACAAGAUGGUGGCCGACAGGAGGGUUCUGGAGAUGCUGCCGGGCUCUGCUAGCAAAGUGCUGGAAGCCAUUCUCCCGCUGGUUCAGGUGGAGCCGCGCAUCCAGCACAGGGUGACUGACGGGAGAGCUGAACAUAUAAAACCCUUCAGCUCUGCGGUCUCAUCGUGUCACAAUCGGGUCUACCAGAGCCUGGCCAAUCUGAUUCGCUGGUCUGAUCAGGUGAUGCUAGAGGGUGUGAACCUGGAUGACAAGGAAACGGUACAUGCCGUUACCGCGGUGAUAAAGGCAGUGCUGGAUGGAGUGAAGGAGCUUGUGAAACUGACGAUCGAGAAACAGGAGCACCCGUCCCCAGCCUCCCCAGCAUCCCCAGUCAAGAUUUCACCACCCUGCAAAUCCGAGAUCACUACAGAGCUUCCUUUGACGGAGAGGGAAAAGGAGAUUCUGCACAAAACCACGCCCAUGACGCGGUCGCUGGAGAUCCUGACAGACGCCGCUGAGGAGGAUGUGGCUCCACCCAAACCACCCCUGCCUGGGAUUAAAGUCAAUGAGCACAGCCCUCCAGCUUUGCCACCCAAAAAGAGACAGUCAGCCCCCUCACCUACUCGUGUAGCGGUUGUUGCACCAAUGAGCAGGACAACCAGUGGUUCUAGUUUACCCAUUGUUAUCAGCAAGCAGGAGUACGACCAGGACUGUCUCCAGCGACGGCUCUCUGGUGGCAGUCGCUCUUACGGAGGCGAGUCUCCGCGCCUCUCCCCCUGCAACAGCAUUGGGAAGCUGAGCAAGUCUGACGAGCAGCUCUCCUCCCUGCAACACGACAGCGGGCAGUGCUCCCGCAACACCAGCUGCGAGACGCUCGAUAACACUGAAAACAACGACCCAGAUUACGAUUUCCUGCAUCAGGACCUCUCGAACGCUGAGCAGGGGCCUCACGUGGUCCCCAGCGGAGUGCUGAGCCCCCUGCCUGAGUCUCACAGCGAGUCCCCAUCCUCCUUCCCAGGGCAGCCCUUUGAGUACUGCCACUCCCUAGGACCGGGGGCUUCACCGCAGCCAGCCUCCAUAGAGACCCCCCCAGCCUUGCCCCAGAAGAAACGGCGCAGCGCGCCCUCCUUGCAGUCCGAGGGCUUAGGUUCGAGGGUCUCCUACGAGCGCCACCCCUCGCAGUACGACAACAUCUCCGAGGACGACCAGACAGUGCCCCCCUUCCCUGUGUUUUCAGCCGUCUCUCCGGUCCCCCAGGGCAUCGCCACCAUCUUCCCUGCUGACUUCAACGCCUCGGUGACGGAUGACAUUCCCGUGAGCCCCCCUCCCCUCCCGGAGAAGAAGAGCAAGCACAUCCAGCAGUACAUGCAGUUUCUGGAGGAUUACUCGGAGCCACAGCCCUACUUGUUCUAUCCGACACCGCAGAGCGAGAUCAUCUACGAGCAGCGGAACAAGCGCUUCCAGGAGGCGUACUGCUUCAACGACUCCUUCAGCAGCACAGACUCUGUGCAUGAGCUGCUUCCCCCGCCCAGACUACCGCCCAAGCAGAGGCAGCUGGCCUCCUAUACUGCCUCCUCCUCCUCCUCCUCCUCCUCCUCUUCUCUCUCAUGUCAUGUUCAGCAUGCUAAAGCUGCAGUCCCAGUGGAGGAUGCCAACGCGGCUCUCAGUCUGAGCAUGUCCGUCUCUAACUCCUUCCUGAGCCGGCACAGCUCCUUCACAGCGCCUUCGUACAAGUCUGUUUACAGGUCCUACUCUCAGGACUUUGCUCCUCACAAUCAAGCCUUCAUCCCUCCUUUCCUCUCACCUGUCUCUUCCCACUUUACAACUGUCCACCAAUCGCAGAGCUUGGACCUAGCUUCGCCAGCCACUGCUGUUCCUGGGGGCGUGGCCAAUGGUUCCCAGGACGGCUCUAGUGGCUCUCUUGCUGUCUGUCCUCCUCCUCUCCCUGACUCUCUGCAGACCUCUGUGAGCGAGAGUGCUAACGAGGAAGGCGGGGAGGGUGAAUACGUCAAUCUGUAUUCGUCCAGUCAAGUCAAUGGAGAGCUCCCGCACUCCAAAGGAGACCCAGCAGCAGUGGCAGACGAUGCACUGUCAGGCCCUUCCCCUCAGAAGCCCUCGACCAACAGCAAAGAGAACGCAGAGGAUGGCAGCAGGAGACAGAAGUCGACAGACUCGGAUCACAGUGAGGAGGAGGUGGACGAGCUCUCCCUGAUCGAGCACAAGGAGAUCAUGUCGAGGAUAACGCUCAAACAGGAGGUGAGAGACCGGGUCUGUGCAUCUGAUCAAGACCUGUCUGCUAUCAUUGAACAUGUGGAGCCAUCUUUGAGGAGUGACGACGGGCCUGAUGUGCGUGCUGGAUCAGGGGAUAUUUUACUGGUGCACGCAACCGAAACGGACCGCAAAGAUCUGGUUUUGUACUGCGAGGCUUUUCUUACGACUUACCGAACGUUUAUAACACCAGAGGAGCUGAUCAAGAAACUCCACUAUAGAUAUACGAGAUUCUGCCACAGUCCAGAAACGUACAAGAAGCGCUUGAGCAAGAACACCUUCUUCGUGCUUGUCCGUGUGGUGGAUGAACUCUGUUUGGUGGAGCUCACUGAUGACAUUCUGAAGCAGCUGAUGGACCUCGUGUUCCGGCUGGUCUGCAGCGGGGAGCUGAGUCUGGCACGAGUCCUGAGGAAGAACAUCCUGGACAAGGUGGAUCAGAAGAAGCAGCUGCGCUACAUCAACUCCAUGAAACCCCUGGCUGCACGCGGUGUGGCUGCAAGACCCGGCACCCUCCAUGAUUUCCGCAGUCAUGAGAUAGCAGACCAGCUGACCCUGUUAGACGCUGAGCUCUUCUAUAAAAUAGAGAUCCCUGAGGUUUUAUUGUGGGCUAAAGAACAGAAUGAGGAGAAAAGCCCUAACCUGACCCAGUUCACAGAGCACUUCAACAACAUGUCUUACUGGGUUCGAUCAAUAAUCAUUCUUCAAGAGAAAGCCCAGGACAGAGAGAAACUGCUCCUCAAGUUCAUUAAAAUUAUGAAGCACUUAAGAAAGCUGAAUAAUUUUAACUCCUACUUGGCAAUAUUAUCAGCUCUGGACUCUGCACCGAUACGGAGACUUGAGUGGCAGAAACAGACCUCCGAGGGUCUGGAGGAGUAUUGCACCUUGAUUGACAGCUCAUCCUCGUUUCGGGCAUAUCGGGCAGCGCUGGCAGAGGUGGAGCCCCCCUGUAUACCUUACCUGGGGCUCAUCCUGCAGGACCUGACGUUCGUCCACUUGGGGAACCCUGACUUAAUCGAUGGGAAGGUGAACUUCUCCAAGCGCUGGCAGCAGUUUAACAUCCUGGACAGCAUGAGGCGCUUUCAGCAAGUGCAUUACGAGCUGAAACGCAACGAUGACAUUGUCUCCUUCUUCAAUGACUUUAGCGAUCACCUAGCAGAGGAGGCGCUCUGGGAACUGUCCUUAAAAAUCAAGCCGCGGAAUAUCACGCGACGCAAAACAGAGCGGGAGGAGAAGACCUAGGAGCUGCGUAGCGCUGCGGCCUGAAAACUACGAAUCUCAAACUGUGACGGCAGCUAAAGGACGAGAAAUAUUUUUCUAUGUUGCAGUUUACUCAACCUUUUCAUUUCCAAAUGCCAGGAAUCACAGCUGGGGGUUAGCAAGGAGGUGGUGACCUCUUUGUGAUUUACCUGCAGAGCGGAGAGACAGCUGGAGGCUACAAACUGGGCUCUUCCCCGUUUUUCGUUCUUGCAUUUCCCGCCUUAUACAUUUCACUGUGCGCCAUUUCAUGUCAAAAAGACGCGAUUGUCCUCUCCGUGACAUUAGAAUAAUAUAUUUUUUUUCCAAAAUAGAGGCAUACGUCUCUUUUAAAGUGCCAUAGCUACAACCCAUAUACAAAACAUAAACCAACCUGCCAGUGCGUCAGCUGAGCUGGUUAAGAGACUUGGAGGAUCGUCUCCGAGAGUAGUGUGUUCAGAAGAACUGGUGCUUCUUUUUAAAAAAGAGGAAAUUUCUGCACCCAAGAAUGAACUGCGGGGGCAGACUUGAGGAUUCCACAGACUAUUUUUGGUUUUUAUGGGGGGGGGGUUUUCUAAAGGGGAAGAACACGCAUCUCCGAGCAUGUGAAACUCAAGCUUUUCAGAAGCUGAUGCAGAUGGGGUUUUAAUGGGAAUCUGAUUCAAAGCAGAUUUUUUUGGCCUGGGAAUGGCACUGUCAACCAGGGGGGGUUCAGUGAACAGGAGGUUCUCUGCUAGAGGGGUAAUAGCACAGUGCUGUUCUUGUCUUCUAGAAUCUGGUUACACUAAUAAGAUUCUCUGUUGGUCCAAUGCUCAGUGCACAGCUGAACUGUGGUGGGGAAAGACAGGGAUCCUAACAAAGAAGGUCCUGGGAUUAAAUCUGCAUGGUCUAUGCUUACCUAUCAGGAUUUGGGUGUCUAAUGAUCGUCCUUGCUUUGAGCACCUUAAUGUUACAUUACACGUGGAAAUGGAGGUCUAACAGCAAUCAACCCAGCUGCAGUCUAUUCUGAUUUGCUACUUUCAUACGGAAAUGUUAAGAAUUACGUCCAGGGGUGGGUGUGGAAUACUGUAUGCUAGCCUAGAUUUGGCUCGCUAAAUAAACCCAAUUUCUUCUAGUGGGUUUGGGUAGCUGAGUUCAGGGCUAGUUUUGCAUAGACAGGCACAAUAUUGCUGGGGACUAGGAACUACUGUAAGGCAUCCGGAUAUUAUUACCAAUUCAGCAAGAUGCAGAACAGGCAGCUGUCCAGCUAACUGAAACCAUUGAGACAGAUUACCGUCAAGCUAAUUUCAGAUCUCGAGGAGAAACGUUUAAAAAUGCACUUUGCAUAUUAACUUAUGUGUCGUUGAGUGAAUAAAGCUGAUGUCUGUGUAAAUGCUGUGGGUGUCUAUUAAUAAUACAGCUUCUCAUAAAUGUGUCAUUUAUAAAUACUGUAAUAGACUUUUUUUUUUGUCUCGAUUGCAAAUUCCACACCAGCUGUGCACUGCGUAUUGGUAAGGUCGAUGUUUGUAAGGGAUGUUCAGUAGUGUAUGGUACUAGUGAUUGCACACUGAUCCGUGUAUUACUCUGUACUGUAGUGUAGGCGAGUGACUGUAAAUACUAGUAUAUAGAUCAUUCCAAGGUAUUCAUUUUUGUUUUUAUUUAACUUUUUUGUGCAUGAAAGAACUCCUAAAAAAAAAAAAAAAUGGGAAAAUAUUGUAUAUAAUAAGAGACAGGUGUGAAAAGAUGAAUUAUUGUUGCCAGGCUGGUAUAGAGAGGGUUGGGGGGGAUCAUAUUGUGGAUGUUGUGCUGUUUUUCAUAUGCCAUGAAUUUUAUUUUUAUUUGAUUUUUAAGGUUUAAAUGUUCACAUUUUAUCUAGCCUUGAAACUGGAAUACAAUGGGAGAGACACAACAAUUCUUCAUUUUUUUUUUUUUUUUUUUUUUUUUUAACAAUCAUUUCUCAUCCUAAUUUAAGGUAAAACAAUUAAUUGGUGUGACUGACACAGUAGCAUCGAUAAUGGAUCACGUUAAGAAUCAGAAAUAGGGAUUUAUUAAAAUGAUAAAGAAUAAAUAGCUGCACAAAACCCACUUUUUAUGAAGAUGAUUUCUCAGACUAGUAUUUCUUAAUAGACCUCAAGUUACAUCAGCGACUGUUCUGGGAUAUGUAAUUAUCAAUGGUUAUAAAGAUCAAGUGUCCUUUUAUUUAUUUGUAUCUUAUUUGAGCGCUGUGCUAAACCAGUCUAAACAGAGCUUGAUUGCCUGCAUUGCUUCCAUAAGGAACUGUACAUUUCUUACCAUUUUUGAACAGUUGAUUUGCAAUGACAUUUUACAAUAUGAACCACCUAAAAUGUCUUUCUGUAGGUAUGAGAUGCGUGUACUGGAAUAACGUGAUGUUAACCUUAGCCCAGACUUGACCUUGAUUGUGCACAGAUUGCAAAUAGCAUUUUUUUUUUUUUUUUUUUUUUUAAGUAUUUUAAAUCUGUAGCACUGGCUUGUACGCUUUAAAAAGCUUUAAUUUAACCCUUCCAGUGAAAUACUACCAGGAAGAGUUUGUAUUCGUUUAUUGGGUUUUAAAACCUGCAGUAAUUCAAACCUGUUUUGCGUUGCAGUACAUGUGGCUGUAGAUAAAUGGACCGGUGUUCUAGAUCCCAGAUAAGCUCCUGCCUGUUCUUUUUCUUUAAUCAGGAGUACUUGUACAAUUCUUAUUUAUUAAUAUAUUGUACGUUGUAGUAGUGCGUUCCAGAUAAGAGCUCCCCGUACAUCUUGUUUUAUUUUGUCAGUAAAUCUGCAUUUCUCCCGGUGCGUGCUCACCUGCAUUUUCACACAAUUUGUUGUGGGGGGUAGGGGGGCUUUUCUUAAAUAUUUAAUGCUAAGACUAUAAUGAUUGCUUGCCGGUAUUACUCUUCCAGCCCCCCCCCCCCUUCCUCCUUUCUGACCUGUUACAUUGUAUUAUAGAAAUACUGUUAUCAUUGUGACACCAUCAUGCACAUGUGUAUGUAACUUUUGUAU
Messenger RNA from Polyodon spathula (Mississippi paddlefish), 6980 nucleotides. RefSeq names its product Rap guanine nucleotide exchange factor (GEF) 1a (gene rapgef1a). Bases 276 to 4001 code for a protein of 1241 amino acids. Gene Ontology annotation, molecular function: guanyl-nucleotide exchange factor activity. Gene Ontology annotation, cellular component: plasma membrane. The record is from RefSeq and is a predicted model, not a curated record. The transcript is spliced from 27 exons. NCBI's taxonomy places the organism in Eukaryota, Metazoa, Chordata, Actinopteri, Acipenseriformes, Polyodontidae. Gene Ontology annotation, biological process: Ras protein signal transduction; positive regulation of GTPase activity.